This is a messenger RNA of Melitaea cinxia (Glanville fritillary), 7478 nucleotides long. It is a transcript of the gene Rif1, whose product is annotated as telomere-associated protein RIF1. The transcript is spliced from 11 exons. Gene Ontology annotation, biological process: telomere maintenance. NCBI's taxonomy places the organism in Eukaryota, Metazoa, Arthropoda, Insecta, Lepidoptera, Nymphalidae. Gene Ontology annotation, cellular component: nucleus. The coding region runs from base 96 to 6536 and encodes 2146 amino acids. The record is from RefSeq and is a predicted model, not a curated record.
UGUAAGGAGCUGAUAAUACCGGUUGCAGCAUUUCCCUUUUUUUUGUCUUAUGCCGUUUUAGUUGUUGUAGAACUCGAUUAUUAAUCAUUAUAGACAUGCCUGAAGAAGAAUCAACUGGAACUGACCUCGAAAAAUUGUUAGAUAAUUUGGAUGACUACACAUUGAGUGUACAUAAUUAUCAAUCUAUACAAAAUGCCUUGGAUGCGGAAAAAAACAUUCAAAUAUCCGUUUUUGAAAAAUUGCUUUCAAUAUGUUCUCGCGACUUAAAAGAGGAUAUAAAAAACUCGGUCAUUAUAUUAAAUAUUUUAGGUACAAUAUUAAAGAAAAUCAAGACCAUUCGAAUAACACCGAUACCUGAUCUUGUGCCUUCAGCAUUAUCAGUGCUACACAUUUUAAACACAACUGCUCUCUUCAACAAGGUCGAAGCCUUAAAAACUUUAUGUUUUGAAAUAAUCUUGUCUUAUCCCGAUGAAACACUCGUAGAUAUAUCAGUAAAUCACUCUACAGAACUAAUGGAACUAUUAAAUCUAUAUUCUCAUCAGCGAAUACCUCUGGAUAUCAGAUUACAGCCUAUUAAUAUCAUCAUCAAAUUGCUCAAGAUUUUACCUCCAGACAAGAAGACGACAUUUGUGAAAGAAGGAGUUAAUUGUUGGUUCUCUAAAAUAGUUCCAACUAUUACUGUUACUUCUGCUUUACCAAUUGUAAUAGAGGCUUUAGAAUUGUUGACGGAUGAGCUAAUACACAUUGAUUAUACGGAUAAUCCACACUGGAAAGCUGUUUUUGAAAAUAUUUAUACACCACAAAAAUAUCCAGCUCUAAUGAAAAAUCUCCUAGAAACAGGCAAUAUCAAUUGGCAUAGACUUUGGAUUAUAUUUAUAAAACUAUUAAAGAAUCAAAUAACAAAAAGCAAUAGUUCUGUUGGAAGUCCGAUUAAUUCUAUGCUACCAGUUGUAGAAAUGGCCUUUAAAAUGGAUGUCACAAACAGAUGUAAAGCUUUUUCAUGCUGGAAUGUUCUCAUAGAGAAUUUCUCAACAGAAACAAAUGAGGUCUAUAUAAAUAAAAGGAUAAAAUUGUUAAUAAUCCCAUUAACAUCUAACAAUGCAAAAGUUGAGGAUACAGCAAUUGCAAAAUUGAAAACAUGGUGGCGUUUAGUGACUUGUUUUUAUUCUAGAAUCGAUAAAUUCUCUGAUAUGAUUUUAAUGCCGUUUCUAUACUUUUGCUUCGGAAAAUCGACAGUACCAGACAAACCCAUAAUAAUACCAGGUUUAAUUUCUGAUGCCACGAAAGUUCAAGUUGUUCAAGCGUUUAUCAAUAUAAUGGGACAUGCUCAAUGUGAGGGUUGUGUAGCUCUGCCCAAAUUAAAAGGGAAAAUGAUAAAUACAAGAUUACUUGUGAGUCACUGGAAAGAUUGGAUUCAUGCCCUUAGUAAUGCUAUACAGAUAUGCACAGAGAGUAGUGAAUUUACUGACGAACAUAUAAAAUGUUUUUGGAGGUCAUUUCUUAUGACAGUGGGAGAACUACCCGAAAGUAAUAUUAGACGAGACCUCUUUAAUGAAGUUUUAAAUAUAUUGGAAAAACUAACGGAGGGUUGCAGCAAUAAACUUGCUGAAACCUUCGUGAAUAUUAUAAUCCCAAUUCUAUUUGACAAAGAUGACAAAAUAAAUACACUACUUAAGUCUAAAAAUGAACAGAAUGCACCAAUACAAAAAAUAAUUUCUGUUGUAAAUAAAUUACCACUAUCUAAUUUAGAGAACAGACAAAUUGUUGUCCAAAAUUUAAAAGGAAUAAGUGAUUUCUUGGUUGAGGAUGCUUUUAAAACAUCAAGUCACACAAUUGAAAAUGUAUUGAAAAUUUUACCGCAAAAUGGUUUGUUAAUGUGGGCAGCAUUGGCUGAUAAAAUAAAUGAAAAACUAUACACAUCUUGCCCUCGUAUGUUAUGUAAACUGAUUAUAUGGCCUUUCAAGAUUAUGGAUUCUUUUGUCCAAGAAGAACAAGCCACAGUGGUAUGGUUUAAAACAUAUAAAAACGUGUACUCAACAUUACACAUGACAACUAUAAAUAAAGAUAUUAUAAAUGUAUUUGAGGGAAAUAAAAAUAGUACAUACAUAAACAUAUUCGCUUUGAAUGUGGCAAUUACGCUUUUGUAUACAAAAAUAGAAAUAGGUGAUGGAUCAGACUAUCAUGAAGAGGCAGAAUUUUUGUUAAAAGCUAUCGGAAAAAUUAAAAAAAUUGAAGAUAUCAAUGCUCUAUUUGCCUCAUUGAUAGAAGUAACUGUUCAUAUGCUGAACGAUGUAUGCAAAGGUAUAAAACUUACAGCAACGAAAAAUGCUUUGUCAAUUAUUGCCUUCAUUAUAAAGUUAUGCACUCAAUUUGACAAAGAUUUAGAUAACGAGCCACAUGUUCUUAAACUUUUAGAAUCGCUCUUUAAAGCUUUAGAGACUACUUUGAAAAUGGAAACAUACUCAAAACUGAAAAAAAAUCUAUUAGAAGAGUUAAAAGAUUGUGUACCAGAUCUCAAAAAACAAUCAAAUUUGAAAAACCAUGUUCUUUCUUUCUACAAAUGUACAGGUGUUGAAAUGAUUGAAAGUUGUAUAAAAAAAUUUCUUGAUGAAUUUGAAAUUGAUGAUAAACCUAGCGUUAAUGAUACUAAUGUCGCGACAGAAAAUGAACCACUAAAAGAAUCCUUAAAUAAUGUAAAUUUUACUACACCAAGUGCCAAAACUGUUACUAAAAACAAAAAGAAAAAAGAAACUAAUAUUGUUACUACCGUUGUUGAAAAUGGAGAGGAGUUUGUUGUAGUCAAAUCAAAUUGGAAAUUCAAUCCAAGAAAGUUAACAGAUAAUCAAAAAGAAAAACUACAAAGAAAAAGAGAAGACAUACCAGCUUUAUAUCAAGAUUUGUCACAAUCCCAGGAUGAAUUCAAGCUAACAACUUGGAAAACUGACUCACAAGACACAACAACUACAAGUAAAUCAACUAGUGAACCAGGAAAUGAAGAUGUUUCUUCAAUUCUAAAAAAUAUGCCAAGUUCUGAUUUUGUACCAAAAAUAUUAGAAAAUAUUAUAGGAAAGGAAGCAGAAAAUGAUCAAACGACUAUUCCAGCUAAAGAAAAUACAAAUAUUGUUAAUAAUAAAGACGAAACAAAAAAAGUUGAAAUUAAUAAACAGAAAAUUACAGCAAAGGAAACAAAAUCUCCACGAUUGGCUUUAAAGGAUCGUGUCUUUCGAAAUGUUCGUAAUUUAAUUGAGAAGUCUAAUUUAGCAAAUGAUGGAAUUGAGCUUAAUACUAGUUUAGUAGAAAAUGUUGUAAAAACACCUUCUACGAAAGCAAAACCACCAGCUAAUGUUACAAAUUCUGCACCAUCAUUUAUUUCUGCUGACAGGCCAUCUCGCCUUAAAAGAAAACCCAAAAAGUUUGACGAUUUACAAUUGUUUGGCUUAAAAAAGAGACGUUAUUCCUCUGGUCAAAGUGAUCCUUCAACUGAUAGUGAAAUGAUAGAAAGUGACAGUCCACAAUCAAAUAUUUUAAGUGACUGUGCAAAGAAACCAGAAUUUUUAAAAGAAAUCGAAGAAAAAUCGGAAGAACCACAAGGGAACCAAGAAAUUGAAAAUAACACAAAAGAAGUGAUUGCUGCAGCUGUAGAAGCUAAUUCUAAGGAAAGUGUUGAUGAGGCAAAAAUAUCAGUAAAUACUGACUUUGAAGAUAAAAAUAAAGUAAAGGACGAUAUUUCUGAAAUUCAAACUACAGUAAUUGAAGAUAAAAGUAAAAAAGUAAACCAAAAUGAAGAGAUAAACGUGGACAAAGAACUCAUAUUGCCAAAUGAGAAUUGUUUGGAAACACCUAGUACUAAUGAUAAAGAAGAUAAAAGUACCGGCAAUAACAACAAAGCUGUUGAUAAGAGUAAAGUAACAGAAGUACAAAGAUCUACUAAAAAGUCUAGUACAAAGAAAUCACGAAUAGAAAAAGAACUUGCCAUCGAUAUGGUUGAGGGACAUCCAUUUUUAAAAGUGCAAUCUGAAAAGCGACUUACGAGAAAAGCAAUUUUAAAUUCACCAUGUACAAGAAAAAGUUUGUCGGAAAAAAAUAAUAAAAAUAAACCAGAUAAAAAAAGUCCGAAAUCAGAGAGAAAAUUAAAAGAAAAAUCAAUUUUUGUCAAAGAAUCUCAAAAUACUAAUAAUGCGGAUAUUCCUGAAUCACAAGAUGUCAUAGAAAGUUCCCAAGAGUCAACUCUAACUACUAUUUCAGUUAAAUCAACUAAAAACGUGGGAAAAAAGAUAUAUACGGAAUGUAAAAAUAAUAGUGACAUUGAAACGCAAAGCUUGUUAGGAGACAUUCCAAAUGAAAUAAAUACGUUUAAUUUAGAAAGUAAAGAUGAUACUGAAUUACCUCUUAAUAAAACCGUCAAUGACAAAGACUUAAUAGAUUUAACAAAAAAUAUGGACACGGAAACCAUAAAUCUUGAUGACGAUGUAAUUCUAAUAAAUUAUGAUGACGAUCAGUCUCUUAAAAUUAAUAAUGAACACACAAAAAAAGAUCAAAGUACAUUAAAUACAGCGGAGGCUGUCACUCAGUCAUUAGACCCAUCUAUAUUUACUGAUGAAAAAGGAAAUGAUAAAUCUGUUGAAACCACAACUGGUGGUACCUUAGAAUUAUUUAAAGGGGUCGAUCCUUUAAAUAAAAAUAAUAUGGAAGAUUCAGUUGACCAUGAUAUUACAAAUGCAAGUUUAUCUACAACACCUGCUGAUACAUCAAAAACAACGUCUGAGUCAAUAUCAGCUGCUGUUGAAAAUGAUUUAAGUUCGCCAUUAAAAGAUGUAGAACAAAGAAAAAAAGAUUUUCUUAAUAACACAUUAGAAAUAUCACCUAUUAAAACGAUGAGCCCAGUAAGAGAGAAAAAGUCACCCUCCCCUGAUACUAGUAGUGACUAUGUAGUAAUAAAGUUGUCAUCUCCAGUACAAAGUAAUGGCGAACCAUUUGAAAAGAUAGACUCCCCUGAAAUAUUUACAGAGGAUAAAAUAUCACCAGAUAAAAGGGAUCAAUCACCACCUAGAGAAGAAGUCAGUUUGACCAAUAAUACCAGUCCCAGUUCAAGUUUGUCUUUGAAGAAAAACAGACCGCAAGCUCGAUCAGGCCGAGCUGCACAAAUGUUAGGGCUAUGUGUCCCUGAAAGGCUACAAACAAUCAUGACGUCAGAUAAAUCAGAUGUUGAUGACAAUAAAAAGAGUCCAUCAGUGAAUACAUCUGCCAGGCGUAAUUUAAGGAUUCUUUACAAUAGUUCCACUGGAGAAUCACACGACAAUUCAGAUGAGCAAGAUGAGAGUGAGAAUUUCCUUAAAUUAAAGAGAAAUCUACCAUCGACAGAUUGUAGUCCAUCUGGUCCUAUAUUAAAACGGAAACUUGCUGAAAUUGCAGAUGAAACAACUGCAUCACCAGCAAGUAAAAGAAAACGGGUAAGCUUUCAUGAUCCACCAGUUUCAACAACUAUAUGUGUCAAAAAAUAUAUCGAACCUAGUGGCGUUCGUUCUCCGCAGAAUUCUGCGAUGAAACGACAAGAGAGACAGUUGCGGUCGCAACUAGUUACGAAAUCGCCAAAAAGACUUGAAAAUGUGUUCAAAUUAGAUUCAGUAUUAACUAAAACUGUCGAAAGUUUUACUGACAAUAAUACACCCGCAAACACUAAUGAAGAUUCUGAAAUGACUUCAUUAGAGCAAACGCCUGUUGCGAAAGUUAUUAAAACAGCAGAUUUAAAUGACACAGUUCCAAUCUGUCCAGAACUAGUCGAUUGUAAAGAUCCCAUUUCUAAUAUAGCUUGUGAGCUAUCAUCUCCAGCUAUGAAAGUAUUAUUGAUCAAGGAAUUGGACGGAAAAAUUGAUACUGUAGGUGACCUAGCCAAAUUGAGUGAACUCGAAAUUAAUAGGUUAUGUAUAAAGGCUCCGAAAGUGGAUGUUGCCAAAAAAGUAUUAAAUGACUAUUUGACUAAAAUUAACAAAGCUGAUACAGAAAUUACUGCAACUGUUGAAGCAGCAAUGAACGGAUCUGGAGUUACUGAAAGUAAACCAUCGGUUGAAGUGCAGACUACUCAAGUUGUUGUAGAAAAUAUUGAAAUGCAAACAGAUGAACUUGUACUAUCUUCUAAUAGUAUGCAAACUGAUUCAGUACAAACAACACAUUGUAGUGCACAGACUGACGAAUCGGGAAACAAAACGACGGCAGAGGCUGUAACACGUUUAUUAGAAAGAACAGAUUAUGUUGAAAAUUUAUGUGAACAAAUAGAUGAAAGUGCUAAGAAGAAGAUUCUUGACAAUUUGUCCUUCAAUGCUUUAAGUGAUAUGUUAAUGAACAAAUUAACAACAGACAAUUCCGAUUGUGUUCUUAACAAACUUAUAGAACAAAAGAGUAAAUUUGACACACCAAAUGAAAACAAUAUGGACAGAAGACUUACUGUUGUUCAAAAUUAUCUCAUUAAAAGUUUCGAAUGUAAGGACUUAAUACUAUUUUGUAGUGAGUUGUUAAAAAAAGUUUAUGAAAAACAGUAGAAUUUUGAGUGAAAUGAAUUUGGUUCAUUGUAUGACAAUUAAGGUUUAUUUCUAUCACGUUUUACGUUAGUAAUACCGAGGCUGGUCUGUGUUGAUUAUUUUAUUUUAAACAAGUAUUAAAAAUGUUUUAAUUAAUGCUUUACUGUUUGUUAUUGUUUAGGUCUUAAAAAUAAAACUUUUUGAACCUUCACUAUAAGGAUAGUGAUGAUAUGAAUUAAAAAAUAAAAUAGCCGGAAGUGUUAUAAAAACUAAUUUAUUUAAUAUAAAACAAUUCAAAUAUUUACAAUAUUCAGUCAUGAGCUGUGAUCGUUCAUGAUCACGGAUAUCAUAUGUCAUUCAUACAUAACAAUGGGUUGUAAUAACAACAAAUGCAAGGCAAUAUCGUUAUUGUAUGAAUAACUCUUUAUUUUUGUAAAAUAGAUUAAGGUAGGUAGAUAUUGCUCAUAGAAUAGAGUCAAAGUACCUAUAAACGUGAUUGGUACAUGGCAUCUGAAAUGUAUCACAUAUAAAAAAAAAUAUAUUUACAGCAACCGAUACGAUAAAGGUAACGUUAAAGCUUCGUAAAUAAUGAAAACUUAUAAUAUACUUUAAAUACACAAAUAUUUACACAUUUCUAAGGUACAUCUCACCCGCCCCAAAAUUAAUAAUUAUCACACUAGAAAUCUCUUAAAAGUAUAACGGCUUUAUUCUUAAACGUUUACGGAAUAAAUUUUAACGAAAAUAUGUUUUUUUUUCUCGUUUAAGACGAUUCCAAUAAACGAAAUCUAACAUUAACAUUAGUCACGUAUACAUUACAUACAUUUUCAUAAACUUUUAUAAAUAGUAGGAUUACAUUUUGCCAGAUUAGUAUUAAUGGUAGUGUAAGCAAGGUCGACUGAAAUAGUAUAAUUUACAUGAUAUACCUUUUAGGAACUUGUAAGUUUUAAUAAAUUAUUUAAUAAU